UCUGCUGCAGGAACCAGAGGAGAAGAACUUCAUCUCUAUCAUAGAGAGAGAGAAAAUGUUGUUCUACCUUGUAACUGUCCUUCAUCAUUUUCCUCCUGCUCUGAUGUUAAAUGGUUUUACAAAAGAGGUAAAAACCCAAAUACUCAGCAGGAGGUUUGGAAUGGAACAGAUGUUCAGAGUUCAUCUCGAGCUCACAGGUUAAAUGUGAGCAGCAGCUGCUCUCUGACCAUCAACUACAUCCGUCCGAACGAUGCUGGACUCUACACCUGUAGAUCUGGAUCCUCCUCAGAUGGUUUUGUGUAUCUGAAUGUUUUAUCCAUUAACAGAGGAGAACCAGUUGAUAUGUACUACAGAGGAGGAGAUGAAGCUGUUCUACCCUGUAACAGACCUUCAUCAUCCGACUCAUGUUCCUCUGUUGACUGGUUUCAUAAGAGAAAUGAAAACAUUAACAUUCAGCAGGAAGUUCAUAGAGGAAUCGUUCAGAGUUCACCUCGUUCUGCCAGGAUGAGUUUGGACAGAAACUGUUCUCUGAUCAUCAACAACAUCAAUGCUGAUGAUGUUGGACGUUACAGAUGCAGUUAUAACACAGAUGUUCAUCUAAAUCUGCUGAUCAUCUCUUCAUCUCCACCAGCUGCUGAUCCAACAAAGAAUGGAAAAAUAACAUUAAUCUGUUCUCUGGUGAGAUUCAGAGAGUUUAGUUCCUGUCCAGUUAAAAGUCUCCUCUGGUUGAACGAGACAGGAAGUGAACUGACUGGUGAAGGUGAUGGAUAUAAAUCAGGAGGACAGUUUGGUUGUGUUUCUCGUCUCACUGUGAAUCUUCAGAGCAGCAGAAGAUUCACCUGCCAGUUUGUUGAAGGAAACGAAGUGAAGGUAGAAGCUCACUACCAACAUGAAGGCCCCCCCGCCUCGUCUCCUCUGAGCUUCAUCAUGUUGACUCUGAAGAUCACAGGACUGAUCCUGAUGGUUGGACGCACUGUUGGUAUCAUCAGAACCAGAGGAAGAAAAAAGCCUCAGAAAGACAUUAAAGUUCGUUUUGCUGCUGAUGACGACACAGUGGAUUAUGAAAAUGAUGGAGAACGUUCUGCUGCCGCCGCACUGCACUGAGCUUCAUCACAUCCAUGAUGGUUCAUUAAAAAGCUUCAUUUUAACUGUUAGCCAGAACUAAAGGAUAUUUUGCUUUGAGUUAUCUGCAUAUGAAUAGUAAUUUUGAACCGUAUUAUAUUCUGUAUUAAAUCCAUUAUAAAUGAGUUAAAAAGCUGUUUGAGAUAAGAAGCUUUAAAUGUGUUUUUGCUUCCUUUUUAAAUGUAAAUAAAAUCUUUAACA
This is a messenger RNA of Poecilia latipinna (sailfin molly), 1323 nucleotides long. RefSeq lists its product as uncharacterized. The record is from RefSeq and is a predicted model, not a curated record. Gene Ontology annotation, cellular component: external side of plasma membrane; membrane raft. Gene Ontology annotation, biological process: T cell activation; positive regulation of ERK1 and ERK2 cascade; interleukin-15-mediated signaling pathway. The annotation marks the transcript as partial. NCBI's taxonomy places the organism in Eukaryota, Metazoa, Chordata, Actinopteri, Cyprinodontiformes, Poeciliidae. Gene Ontology annotation, molecular function: MHC class II protein binding; protein tyrosine kinase binding. The transcript is spliced from 6 exons.